This is a messenger RNA of Cladocopium goreaui, 342 nucleotides long. The record is from the annotation of a GenBank genome assembly. Lineage: Eukaryota; Dinophyceae; Suessiales; Symbiodiniaceae.
AUGGAAGAAGUUCGACAGCUGUGCCUUGCAGAGCCCUGGGCGAACCCGGUGAAACCUGCCAGCCCAAGCAGCGAACCAAGCAGCGAAUUUCAGGAAGGCCUUCGGAGCUUCGGAGCAUUUCGGAGCCGCCUCCAGCAGGGACUAGCGCUGGACAUGCGAGAGGCUGGAACAACUCCGAGCAAGCCGCGAAAUCCCGGGAGGGGUUCGCACAUGCUGCGCUGGCUGGGGAUGAAACUCAUGGAAUCCGCCCUGCCGGAACAGGCUCCCGGGCUAGUUGAUCAGUCAAGGGGGUGGGCUUCAGUGAAACAUGUGAAACUAUGUCAUUGUUGUCAUUGUUUCUGA